Molecule: messenger RNA, 3486 nt
Organism: Solea solea (common sole)
Lineage: Eukaryota; Metazoa; Chordata; Actinopteri; Pleuronectiformes; Soleidae
Product: receptor-type tyrosine-protein phosphatase H
Exons: 18
Coding region: 1-2502 (833 amino acids)
Biological process (GO): angiogenesis; protein dephosphorylation
Molecular function (GO): cadherin binding; protein tyrosine phosphatase activity
Source: RefSeq, a predicted model, not a curated record
AUGAAGAGGACUGGUCUGCAUGAAGGCGAGCGAGAAGGGCAAGCUAAGUUUCUCCUCGUCUUCGUGGAGUGGAAAACAUGCUACCCAUCUUCACAGUGGAGGACCCUGCUUUCAGACAGAUCAUCAGCAUGGUGCCGUGCACAGGGCGUCACUGGCUUCAACGCAGCGCUGUCACCAGCAGAGGAGUUUAAAUCAGUGAUACAGAAUGAGACCAGUGUAACUCUGCAGUGGAAAAAAGUGGAAAACUUCACCAAAUAUUUACUCAAGUACAAUGGACGAGAGAUAAACGUCACUGCACAAGACGGAAAUGAAUAUGUGACACAGACAAUCUUGGAUCUGAGCAGUGGAGCUAAAUAUGACUUCAGUCUCUUCACUGUGUUUGAAAACAACACGAGCAGUGGAGUAGACCUGACUGCAGCCACUGUCCCUUGCAGCACAGAGGAGUUUACAUCAGUGGAACAGACUGAGACCAGUGUAACUCUGCAGUGGAAAAAAGUGGGAAACAUCCUCAGUUACACUCUAGUGUUCAAUGGACAAGAGAUAAACGUCACUGCAUCAGAGAGAAAUGUAUAUGUGACAGAGACAAUCUCAGGUCUCAGCAGUGGAACUAGAUAUGACUUCAGUCUCUUCACUGUGUUUGCAAACAUCAGGAGCCGUGGAGUAAACCUCGCUGCAGCCACUGUUCCUCCAGCGGUGUCUUUGGUCACAGUAAGUGAACGUUCAGUGACCAGAGUGACUCUGAAGUGGGAUGGUGUGAAUAGAGACUGGAGCUACUUGCUUCAGAUGAAUGGCCUUGAUGUGACCGUGAGCCCAGACAAUUCCUUAGAUGUGUCCUCUUCAGUCACUUCUCUGAAACCUGGGACAGAGUAUCCCUUCAGUGUGACCACAAUGUUCUCCGGACUCAACAGUACUGCUUAUACAGGCUUCACAGUAACAGCCAUAGACUGUGCAAAUGUGUUCUGGCACGUGACUAACACAUCGAUCCAAGGGACUGUUCAAGGUUUAUUCUCAAACGCCACAGCCUCUUAUAACCAAACCCAUGUCAGUCCUGGAGGUAGCAAUGUGUCCUUCACUGGCCUUCACCCUGGUGCAACGUACGAAGUGUGUCUCAUGUACAAUAUAUAUUCUACAUCCUUUGAACAGUGUCGCCACUACCUAACCAUUCUUCCUCCAACUUUGAGUGCUCACUGUGAGUACUGGGAUGCUGGCUAUUCCAUCAAUAUCGUGUGGAAUAAACCUCGUGGCUUGUGGACUGCAGUGGAGGUGACUGUGUCCGAGCAAACUCACACAUUUCCUGAAAAUGGGGAGCAGCAUGCAACAAUACACGGAUUCCGUCCUGCCCAAACAUACACUGUAUCGUUAGUGUCACUGUCUGGGACUGUGAGGCGCUCUGACCCGGUUGUUUUUUCAUGUGCUACCGAUCCAAGGGGAGUCAUUGGCGGAGCAUCACUCGGUGUGCUGCUUUUCUGUAUCCUGGUAUUACUGGUGGUCAUCAUUAUUUAUAAAAAAACAAAUUUAAUCAGAAACAAGAAAUUCAAUGGUGGAUCCAAAGGCGUCCACAGAAGUUACAAACCUAUACAUGUAUCAGCGUUUCCAGCUCACUACCACGCGUUAAUUGCAGAUGACAACAGAGGUUUCAGUGACGAAUAUAAGAGCCUUGCUCCUGUUGGCACAAAGCAGAAACAUAAAGUCAGCACCCUGCCUGGAAACAAAGAAAAGAAUCGUUUCAACAACAUCCUGCCGUAUGACUGGUCUCGGGUGAAGCUGAAUACAUCCAAGUCCAAGGGGAGGUCUGACUACAUUAAUGCUAAUUACAUUCCAGGCUACAACAGCAAGAAAGAGUUCAUCGCCACUCAGGGUCCUCUGCCCUCCACUGUCAAUGAUUUCUGGAGGAUGAUUUGGGAGCAACAGGUGAAAGGCAUCGUCAUGGUAACCAACUGCGUUGAGGGAGGACGGCCCAAGUGUGAUCAUUACUGGCCUGAAGACAGCACGCCUCGCUUUUACAAAGGGGUGUGGGUCACCAUCACAUCUGAGCAAGAGGAAUGCCACUGGACAUUGAGGGAAUUUAGUGUGAAACAUAUCGACUCCUCAGAGGAGCGCACAGUGACACACUUCCACUUCACAGCCUGGCCUGACCACGGAGUCCCAGAGGGCACUAUCCCCCUGAUCCAGUUUAGAGGACUGGUGAGAUGGCACAUGGAGAAAGAAGGGGCUGGAGCACCAACUGUGGUUCACGGCAGUGCUGGAGUGGGGGGGGCAGGCACGCUAAUUGCCCUGGAUGUGCUGCUGCAGCAGCUCGGCCACAACAAUGCAGUGAGCGUCUAUGCUGUUGUGCACAAGAUGAGACAGAGUCGAACACACAUGGUGCAGACGGAGUGGCAGUAUAUUUUCCUGCACCGGUGCAUCAUGGACUGUCUGGAACAAGAUGAGAGUGAAGACGUUGUGUACGACGACGUGGACAUGAUGUACGCCAACGCCACUGCCCUCAGAGAGCUUUGUUAACCCCAGACACACAAUAUUCAACCCUACAGGCUUUUUGCACUUAAUUCUUAUAAUACUGUAUUUUGGGGUUUUUUUUCCCUGUAGAUAUACUUCUUUUAAAUUUAGGGACUGGUUAGGAUGAAAUCACCAUGACAAUGGCUUUGAGUGUGACCGGCUGAUGAUUGGUGUGUUAGAUUUAUCGUUCAGCUCGUGCUGAGGAGGCGGGAACUAGCUAAGUUCAUUUUAAGUUUUGACUUAUUUUGGACAUAUGAAAGCCUGAAGUUGUCAAUAUUGAUAAUAAAAUAUAAGACAUUAUUUACUUAUCAUAUUUUUAUUUUCAUGUCAUGUUUGUUCCAAGAAGUCUGUUUUUAUUAGCCCAUGAACCACAUCCAUCCCUGCACUUUUGAAAAGCUUACUACACCCUGAAAAUCACAACAGGUAACUUCAGAUAUACUGACAUAUAGCACUGAGUUAAAUAAAGCUUACAUCUCUUUGAAUGUAUUCAUAUUUUUAUCAGACAGACACUGGCUGUAGCUGUAUUUUUUAUUUAUGUUAUUGCAGUUCAUUAUUGUGCAAUUAAAUGUGAGUAAAUAAUGAUCAGUUAGGAGAGGGUUUAGGGGAAAAAUCUUCAGGUUUUCAAUAUCAAUACCAACAAGAUUUGAGGGUGUGAGUAAAGAAAUGAGUUGGUUUGUUCACAUGUUGAGUAAAACCAACUGAUUCUAACGGUGAAUUAAAUGCAGAACAAAGACUGUCACUGUUCUUUAUCUGUCUUUAGUACUAACUCAGAUUAGAAUUCAGAGAACUCUAAUAGGAACUCUGAAUAAGGUGCAGGUGGACGAUAAACUGUGACUGCGAAUUGGUUUUUGCCAAAUAUAUGACAAAGACUGAGAAUAAGGCUUUCAAAAGAUAAAUAUGCAGGUUUGAGCUUGGGUUGAUUAAUAGUCUAGUUAAAUUAAAAAUGGCUGCUACUCCUGAGCUACCUACCAAGCUUGUUUCGGUGCAUUU